Messenger RNA from Toxorhynchites rutilus septentrionalis, 934 nucleotides. RefSeq lists its product as uncharacterized. The coding region runs from base 207 to 668 and encodes 153 amino acids. NCBI's taxonomy places the organism in Eukaryota, Metazoa, Arthropoda, Insecta, Diptera, Culicidae. The record is from RefSeq and is a predicted model, not a curated record. The transcript has 3 exons.
CAUGUCUGUUAGUAUUAGUACAAUUCAGGCAAUUUUUCCUCUCAUGUAUUAGUAUGUGUGUGGUAUUGACGUUUGUUUGUUUGAGUCAAUUCAGAAGUCGCAAGUGAUAUGGAUGCCGAAAUUUUUAUUUCGCUGCUAUGGAACAAGUUAAGUAAUGAACCUUUCUGAUCAAAGCGAAGCAAUGGUCACAGGCGCACGAGGGCAUCAUGGAGUAUAUUGCCAUGGAUUGUGUUAUUAACGACAACUUCCCUUAUUCUAAAUCAGUAUUGAUCGAGAUCAAGGAUGUGAAACAAAUUUCCAAUUGGUUCAUCAAGGGCAAAAUUUUGAGCGACUUCAUCCAGCUAAAUGUGAAGUUCGACCUGACCCGGAACACGAUCUAUGUUCCCCUGUCCGACACAAAAGUAUCGGUUCAGAUAGAGCGAAAUCACCCAGUUGUUGGUAUUUCUGAUUCGUCAUUCAUCGCCCACGAUCCGCUUAAUAACAGCUGUGCGUUGAAGCGAAAUGCGUUCGAGAAGCUGCCCUUGCUCCAGGAGUACGUGCACCAGGAAUUGCGACAUAUGUAUGCUGAGCACGUUUCUGGACGAAGAGAUAGUGAGAUAGUGUUUGAAGGAAAAUUACUAUGUAAUUUUAAUCGUAAGAAUUAUUACUGCAAUGGUGGAAUAAAAUAGACAGUCUAGAAUGGAUGAAUAAGCAUAUAUUCUCUCGUAGGUAAAUUCUAAGGAUAAUCACAGGAACUGAACACAUACCACAUAUAAUUAAGUAGCCCCCCCCCCCAGCUUGUUACGAAAUGAUAUAAUUAUUGGUUCAUCAAAUUGUACACUUUUCUCUAACCGUAUUUCUGAGACUGUUGAAAAAAUAUGUGGCAACAGAGCGUGUGAAAUAAAUCAUGCUAGUUGUGUAUGUUUGGAAAUAAAAGAGCUUAGCUUGUGGAUAA